Molecule: messenger RNA, 4411 nt
Organism: Columba livia (rock pigeon)
Lineage: Eukaryota; Metazoa; Chordata; Aves; Columbiformes; Columbidae
Product: arf-GAP with GTPase, ANK repeat and PH domain-containing protein 2-like
Biological process (GO): activation of GTPase activity; negative regulation of neuron apoptotic process
Cellular component (GO): nucleus
Molecular function (GO): GTPase activator activity; GTP binding; protein binding
Source: RefSeq, a predicted model, not a curated record
AGCGCCAGGACGCUCUUUGGAUAAGUAGCAGCGGCCCCCCCGACCCCCCCGGGAGCCCCCGCACCCCCAGUCCCGCCGGGACACGCGGCGGGGAAGCGCCCGCCCCCCCCCGCGGCAGCGCCCCCCCCCGCGGCCAUGGCGCCCACCGCCCCCGCUCGCCGCCCACCGUCCCCCCCCAAACCCGACCCGGCCUUGGUGCCCCCCCCCAUGCUGCCCCCCAAACCCGACCCGGCCUCCUUACCCCCUCCCCCCGCCGUCCCCCCCAAACCCGACCCGGCGUUCCUGCCCCCCCCGCCGCCCGCCGUGCCCCCCAAGCCCGACCCGGCCUUGCUGCCCCCCCCACCCGGGGUGCCCCCCAAACCCGACGCGCUCGCCCGGGGGGUCAAGGGCACCUUGGGGGCGGCGGGGGAGCGGGGACCCCAAGAGUGCGCGCCCCCCCGGGGCCCCCCCCGCCGGCCGCUGCUGGCCCAGGCCAGCUGGGCGCACCCCGAGUGUCCCCCCCAAGACGGGGCCAAACCGGCCGCCCCCCCCGGCGCCUCGUCCCCCCACCCGUCCGCCGGCCCCCGCCGCCUGCGCUUGGCCGGCGCCAAACCCUUCAAGACGGUGACGACCAGCGGUGCCAAGGUGGGGGCCGACCCCCCCAAACCGAGCAAGACCCCCCCGAAAGCCGCGGGCAGCCGCCUGUCUUGGCCCGAGGGCGACAGCAAAGGGCGCCCCAAAGCGGGGGGCAGAGCCGAGGGGGGGCCCCGGCCGGCGGCGCGCGCCCGCCUGUCUCCCCGCAAGGGGAAGAGCAAGACCCUGGACAACAGCGACCUGCACCCGGGCCCGGGGGGGCUGAGCCCGCUCCCCGCGCAGCCCCCCCCGGGCGCCGAGACGGGGCUCAAGCGGGGGCGCGAGGGCGGCCGAGCGUCCACCCGCGACCGCAAGAUGCUCAAGUUCAUCAGCGGCAUCUUCGCCAAGAGCCCCGCGGCCACCCCCACGCACCCCGCGGGGCCGUGGGCGCCGCUCGGCACCGACGCGCCCAGAGCCGCCUCCCCCAAGGCCUUGGUGAACAGCCAGGAAUGGACCCUGGGCCGCUCUGUCCCCGAGAUCCGCCUGGGCGUCCUGGGCAGCAGCAAGAGCGGGAAGUCAGCGCUGGUCCAGCGCUUCCUCACCGGCUCCUACGUGGGGCUGGAGCCCACUGAGAGUGGACAGUUCAAGCGCGAGGUGACGGUCGAUGGCCAGAGCCACCUCCUGCUGAUCCGCGAGGAGAGCGGCCCCCCGGACGCCCAGUUUGCCAGCUGGGCGGACGCCGUCAUCUUCGUCUUCAGCCUGGAGAACGAGAGCAGCUUCCAGGAGGUGACGCAGCUGCACGCGCUGCUCAGCGGCCACCGCGCCACCAGCGAGGUGGCCCUGGCGCUGGUGGGCACCCAGGACAAGAUCAGCGCGUCCAGCCCGCGGGUGGUGGAGGACGCGCGGGCGCAGGCGCUUUGCGGGGACAUGAGGAGGUGUCUCUACUACGAGACCUGCGCCACCUACGGGCUCAACGUGGACCGGGUCUUCAGGGAGGUGGCCCAGAAGGCGGUGGCCCUGCGGAAGCAGCAGCAGCUGGCGGCGUCCUGCAAGUCCCUGCCCAGCACCCCCAGCCACUCGGCCGCCUCCACCCCCGUCGGGGGGGCCCAGGCCAGCAACGGCGGCCACACCAGCGACUACUCAUCCUCGCUGCCCUCCACCCCCAACGUCACCCACCGGGAGCUGCGCGGUGACACCCCCGCCCCCCCGGGGACCCCCGGCUCCCUGCACCACGGGGCCAAGCGCCGCACCAGCCUCUUCACCACGCGGCGCGGCAGCGACUCGGAGAAGCGCAGCCUGGACAGCCGCGGCGAGGCGGCCGGCAGCGGCCGCGCCAUCCCCAUCAAGCAGAGCUUCCUGCUGAAGCGCAGCGGCAACUCCCUCAACAAGGAGUGGAAGAAGAAAUACGUCACCUUGUCCAGCAACGGGCUCCUGUUCUACCACCCCAGCAUCAACGACUACAUCCACAGCACCCACGGCAAGGAGAUGGACCUGCUCCGCACCACGGUCAAGGUCCCCGGCAAGCGGCCGCCGCGCGCCAUCUCGGCCUGCGGGCCCGCGGCCAGCGUCAACGGGCUGCUGAGGGACGUGGGGACGGCGCCCGAGGGCGGCGCCGUGGGGCUCAGCCUCCCCCCCGAGCCGGGGAUGAAGGCGACGGGCAAGGGGUCCCUGCAGCGCUGCGCCUCCGCAUCCAGCGCCAAGCUGUCCCCCGACGCACCCCCCGCACUGGAGGCCGUGCCCAGCGCCGGCAGCACGGGCCGGGAGCCGCCGCCGUCGCCCGUGGUGGACAGGAAGAAGCACCGGCGGAAGAAGCUGAUGACGCCGUCCAAGACCGAGGGCUCGGCCGGGCAGGCGGAAGCCAAGCGCAAAAUGUGGAAAUUAAAAAGCUUUGGUAGUUUAAGAAAUAUUUAUAAAACAGAGGAGGAGAACUUCGAGUUCCUCAUCGUGUCCAGCACGGGCCAGACGUGGCACUUCGAGGCCGGCAGCUUCGAGGAGCGCGACGCCUGGGUGCAGGCCAUCGAGAGCCAGAUCCUGGCCAGCCUGCAGUGCUGCGACAGCGGCAAGAGCAAGGCGCGCAUGGACAGCCAGAGCGAGGCCGUGGCCAUCCAGGCCAUCCGCAACGCCCGCGGCAACUCGCUCUGCGUGGACUGCGGGGCGCCCAACCCCACCUGGGCCAGCCUGAACCUGGGCGCCCUGAUCUGCAUCGAGUGCUCGGGCAUCCACCGCAACCUGGGGACGCACGUGUCCCGCGUGCGCUCGCUGGACCUGGACGACUGGCCGCGCGAGCUCACGCUGGUGCUCACCUCCAUCGGCAACGCCACGGCCAACCGCAUCUGGGAGCAGAACCCGCAGGGCCGCCGCAAGCCCACCCCCGAGUCCCCACGGGAGGAGCGCGAGUCGUGGAUCCGCGCCAAGUACGAGCAGCGGCUGUUCCUGGCGCCGCUGCCGGCGGCCGAGGCGGCGCUGGGCGAGCGGCUGCUGCGCGCCGUGCGCGACCGCGACCUGGAGGCCGUGCUGCUGCUGCUGGCCCACGGCACGAAGGAGCAGCUCAACGUGGCCGGCGCGGACGCGGAGCGGCGCACGGCGCUGCACCUGGCCUGCGACAUGGCCAUGGUGGUCGUCACGCAGCUGCUGGUCUGGUACGGCGCGGACGUGCGGGCGCGGGACGCGCUGGGCCGCACCGCGCUGUUCUACGCCCGCCGCGCCGGCAGCCGCGAGUGCGCCGACAUCCUGCUGCAGCACGGCUGCCCCGCCGAGGGCCCGGCCGUCACCGUCACCGCCACCGCCGCCGCCGGCCCCCCCGCCACCCCCGGCCCGCGCCGCAAGAGCAGCUGCGCCAGCGUGGGCCCCUGCGAGCCCCGCACCGCGCUGGUAUAGCCGGGACGGCCGGUGCCCCCGGCACCGCGCUGGUGUAGCCAGGACGGCCCGAUGCCCCCUGCACUGUGCUGGUAUAGCCGGGACGGCCGGUGACACCAGCACCGCGCUGGUAUAGCCGGGACGGCCCGGUGACACCCACAGGGUGCAUUUUUGAUGCUCUAUUUAUUAUUCCCCCCGCCCCCCCGCGCCCGCUGGGGUCUUCUCUGGGCUGUCCCCUGUGCCAGGUGGCACCGCGGUGCUGGGGUCGUGGCGGUGGCACUGUCAACCCCCCCCGGACGCCUGGGUCCCCCUCCUGGUGUCCCAUCCCUGGGUGUCACCCCCCGGCCCUGCUGGGGUUGGGACACUGGGGGGCCCAGGCUGGCACUGCAGCUGGUGACACCCCUGCCCAUGUCACCCCCUGCCCAUGUCACCCCCUGCCCGGGCCCAGGUCACCCCCUACUCCAUGGCACCAUCGUGUCACCGUCCCCACGUCCCCCCAGCCAUGUCACCCCCUCUAUGCCACCCCCAUCAUGUCACCGCCCCCCCGGCCAUGUCACCCGUGUCCCCGCUGUCCCCUGGCACAGCCCCACAGGGCAGAGCAGACCCCACCGCCCCCCCCUCCUUUUCUAGAACCUUUUGUACACCCCCUGCCCCCCCCCGCCAUGCCCCCCCCCCCCUUUGUCCCCCCCCCUUUUUCUUGGGAACCUCGUUAAUUUAUUGCUUCGUUAAGCGUUAGGAUAGAGCCACCCCCCCCGCGGCGUCACAGCGGGGGGGGACCCGCCAGCGGGACCCCACACCUCCCGCUGGCCGUGGGCCUGGGGGGGCCCAGCCUGACCCCCGUGAAUGUAGGGACCCCCCCGCUGUGAAGCCCCAACGCGCCCGGGGGGGCUGAGCUGGGGGUCGGGGGGGUCAGGGGGGUCCGGGGGGGUCCGGGCCGUGUACAGCGUUGUCAUCGCUCGGGUUGUCACUGUAAGUACGUAACAAUGUGGGAUUUGGCGCUGUG